Etheostoma spectabile (orangethroat darter) is the source of this 883-nucleotide messenger RNA. RefSeq names its product retinol binding protein 7a, cellular (gene rbp7a). The transcript has 4 exons. The record is from RefSeq and is a predicted model, not a curated record. The coding region runs from base 91 to 513 and encodes 140 amino acids. NCBI's taxonomy places the organism in Eukaryota, Metazoa, Chordata, Actinopteri, Perciformes, Percidae. Gene Ontology annotation, molecular function: lipid binding.
UUCAGAACGCCUCACCAGCCCAGCAGUUUGAGGGUCACAUUUUAUUCACACACAUCUCAGGAGGAAAGGAAGAAAAAAAAGACCAUCAAAAUGCCAGCCAGCCUCUGUGGUACAUGGGACAUAAUCAGCAAUGUCAACUUUGAGGGCUACAUGAUUGCACUGGGUAUCCCCCGUCCUGUCCGAAAGAUUGCUCUGAAACUGAAGCAGAGGAAGGUGAUUGAGCAGCAGGGGGACCAGUACGUCAUCAAAACUGUCAGCACCUUAAAAAACUACACCAUCUCCUUUAGAGUUGGUCAGGAGAAAAAGGAGUUUACCCAGGGACUGGACAACAGACAUGUUAAGUCACUGGUGACAUGGGAGGAGAAUAAACUGGUGUGUGAACAGACUGGAGAGAAGAAGAACCGGGGCUGGGCUCAUUGGAUUGAAGAGGACAAGUUACAUCUGGAGCUCUACUGUGAAGGCGAAGUCUGCAGGCAGGUUUUUAAGAAGAAUGUGAAAGGGGAAGAGGAAUGAAAGUUGUAUUUCUGGGGAACUUACUGAAUGAUGAAAGGCACCAUGUGUUAGAUCCACCACGCUAAACCCUGAAAAACAAAAACACACGAAAAGUUAAGUUUGUGGUAUUUCCUAAUGCGACUCCAGUGCUCAGUCUGGGAGAGAACAUCUUCCCUGUCAGGAUAUAGAUUUACACCACUAGAUGGCAUCACUGUAUUAUGUUUCAGAAACAGGGCUACACUGGUCUAGUGUAGUACUGUAAGUGGUGCUUGGCCUUGGAUAAGAAAAUGUACAGGACAUCAAGUCUGUUUUUGGCUCCUUUAAGCUGGAAAAAGACUCAAUGCAGGCUCUGUUUUAUUUCCUUUAAAUCCCUAUCUGAUGAAGCACAUUU